CAUCCAGGGGGGGAACUCAAAUUAAAAUAAUUUGAUAACAGGGAGUAUAAAAACUUCGAGUUUUCAUGUUCUGACAUCAAUGAUCGUUCUUCUUUCUUGAAUAAUAACUCUGCAUUUUAUUUCUUCCGUAUCAGUGUCACGCGACUAAAUAAAAAUGCACGCUGGAUUUUUAUUUGUCCUCUUCGUUGGAGUCCUAGCAAGUACUUUGAUAAGUACCAAUGCUCAAAACUCAGCCCAAAGUGGUAGCUCAUCGCAAAGUGGUAGCUCAUCGCAAAGUGCAAGCUCAUCUCAAAGUGGUAGCAAUUCAAAUGUCAAUAGACCAAAUCCAUACCGGUUAACUAAUGCUGAGAAAGACAGAAUUCUAGCUUCAGGAUUUUUCCAUCAAGGCAGCAAACAAGUAGAUCUUGGUACCGUCUUCCUAAUUGCAUUGUACGAGAACUAUCCAGAGUACAAACAACAGUACCUAAGAUUCAAGGACAUACCAAACUAUUGUCUGCUCAAUAAUAAAGAAUUCAGAAAAGUGUCAUCUAAUUACACUCUUGCAUUGAAUGAUCUUGUCCGCUCUGUUCUUUUGGAGGAUAUCAGUUCCGUAGAUCUCUGGAGAAGAUGGCCAGACCCAAAUGCAAAAUCAGGAUACAGUCAACAGGAUAGAGACGUUGUCCAAGACGUUUUCAUCAGUACUCAGAGUUGCAACCAGGACAACUUCAGUCAAGCUGAUUUCGAUACCUGGAACAAAGCCUGGAACAUUAUUUGGCGUAAUUAUGUUGCAGGUGCCCGUCAAGCACAGAAUCAGUUAUAAUAAAAUCGCAAAUAAUUUAAUGAUUUUCUGGAAAAAAAAUAUGUCAAGCAUAUAUUUAAUAUUCAUAUUCAAUUUAACGCAUAUCUUCAGUAAUUGAUAUGUAUCAAUCACCGCAAGUUUGUGCAGAUGUUCGUAUGUAAUUAAAGAGUACAGAAAAUAAAAAUUCAAUCUAAACCACAAAAA
Messenger RNA from Microplitis mediator, 982 nucleotides. RefSeq lists its product as uncharacterized. Bases 155 to 799 code for a protein of 214 amino acids. The transcript is spliced from 4 exons. Lineage: Eukaryota; Metazoa; Arthropoda; Insecta; Hymenoptera; Braconidae. Gene Ontology annotation, molecular function: heme binding; oxygen binding. The record is from RefSeq and is a predicted model, not a curated record.